This is a messenger RNA of Meloidogyne enterolobii, 246 nucleotides long. The record is from the annotation of a GenBank genome assembly. Lineage: Eukaryota; Metazoa; Nematoda; Chromadorea; Rhabditida; Meloidogynidae.
AUGAAGACUUUUUUACACUGUUUUUUAAUUGCCUUCUUAAUAACGGCAUCUAUUGUAGCGAUUAUUUACAUGAUUUUCCCUACUUCUCCAAUACAAGUUCUUCUCCCUCAAACUGUUAGAACUGAAACAAUGAAGGAAAACGAAUCGAAAAAUAAUUUAAAAAACGGAGAUUUGGAAAAAAUUAAUGAAAAAAUUUGGAAUUCAAUCAAAAAUGAAAUUGGGCAUAACAAAGUUGAUUAUAAAUAG